AUGGGCUUCGAUCGCAUCUGCGGAACAUGCUGCGCUGCAGAGUCAACGGAGAUGACUGGAACGUUCGGAGCAGCAUCAACUGCCUUGGUCCAUGAGAUGUUCUUCCCCAUGUAUGUGGUGAAGGUCUCUGACUUCCUGGAGAUGACUGGCCCGCCUGCGGCACAUGCGGAGCUGCAGGCCAAGGGACUUCUGCACCAAUGGCGCCCAGAGAUGUUUGUGAUCUUCGUCUCUCACCAGUGGCUGAGCUUCGAACAUCCUGAUCCAAAAGGAGAACAAGCGAGCUUCCUACGGGCGGCCUUAAGGAACGUCAUCAAUGGGACGACGCAGGUGGAGAUGGACAUGGUCACGGAGAGCGGGGGUCCAGGCUUCCCUUGCGAGGGCCGGAGAUGGAUCGCGGGCGGAUACCUCUUCCUGGACUGGUUUGCCAUUCCGCAGGUCACAGCGCGUGCGGCGGGCGUCAACGAGGACGUGGUGAAGUCGGAUGCUGCGAAGGCGGUGCAGAGUAUCCCUGCGUACGUGGAAGUGGCCAAUAUUUUUCUGGGGCUGGUGUGCCCAUUGCAGCAUUAUGAGACUGGGAGCAUUUGCAACUUUAGCUCCUGGCUCUCGCGGGGCUGGUGCCGCGCGGAACUCUGGUGCCAUGUGCUCUCCAACAAGCCAGAUACCCGAGUGAUUGUGAUUCACAGCAAGCUCGAAGUGGAGUUUAUGUUUGCCUUGAACUGGCAGCACAAUAGCAUCAGCAACGGGCAAUUUACGGUGGAGAGUGACCGAGCCGUGGUGGUGCAGUUGGGACACUUGGCCUUGCAAAGCAAGAUCCAAUACCUCUCCCAGAAGGGGCCCUUGUGGGCUUAUCGCUUCUACUCUGCCCUCAUCCCGCGGCUCUUCAAGCAGGAGACGGCCGCGGCGCGGAGCACGUCGCCGCAGCACUUCGUGGAGCUCUUUCGGUUCCCCAACUUCAAAGCAGCCGUAGAGGACACCAGCAGCAUGAACGGGGUGCUGUGUGCGCUCUUCGCGGGCGACGCGGAGAUGCUGCGGCUGCUAGGGCAGCAGCGGGCAGACAUGAAUGGCCGGCUGCAUGGGUUGGAGACCUUGGGUUAUUUUGAUAGUCAGACUCCUUUGAUGGCAGCGCUGAAGUCACAACAGGAGUCGGAGGUGAUCUCUGCCCUUCUGGAGAUGCGCGCCAACGUGGAUCUGAAGUCAAGGACAUACAUCAAGUGCACCUACUUGGUGCGAUCUCCCGAGCAUGUGAAGCUGCUGCUGGCUGCGCGCGCGGACUUCCAGCACAGCGGCCCGGGGAACCUGACAGCGCUCACUGGAGCCGCCAGCUGGGCGUCGGCCUCCACCGUGCAGUCGAUCCUGGACGCGGGGUAUAGCCCCAACGACACGAACGCCCAAGCCAACAAAGUCCACAUCAUCGGAUAUACACCUUUGCAUGGCCUGGCAAUCCACAGCCGUGACAAUCCCGAGGCACUGGAAUCUGCGCGUAUACUCAUCGAAUCUCGUGCUGACGUGAAUGCGCAAGCCCGUCCAAAGGGUUGGUUGAAAGUGGGCAUUCCCUUGGCGAACCUCUACAGCUACUUCCGCCCACGCAGCCGUCGAGUGCAACACUUGGCCUAUUUUCCGGGCAUCACGCCCUUGGGCAUUACAGCCUGGUCGGGCGAUCAACGCUUGGCGGAACUGCUCUUGGAGUAUCAUGCCGAUGUAUCGUUGACCAACGACAUGGGGAAGACCCCUGAGGAUCUGGCGCUGGAGCUUGGUCAAAAGCAUUUGUUGCCCUUGCUACCUGUUGGCUUGAGCCAGAACUUUGGGGGGCCCCAUUCCAAACGGAAGGGCUGGACGUCAAAGACGCCAGCUGGGUGCCAACUUUUGAAGUUGGAUCUGGUUUGCAGGGUGGCGAAUCCGCGACCGGUCCAUGAGCAGAAGUUCCCGAUGUACCUGGUGAAGGUGAACUGGGCGUCCGGUCCGCGCCAGCGGGGUCAGGAGGAACGGCAGGCGUCGGUCGACGCGAUGGCUCGCCUCGCGGCAGGGAUGUUCUCCAUCUUUGUGUCGCACCAGUGGAUCGGCUCCAAGCAUCCAGAUCCCCAAGGUGAGCAGAUGGCGGUCUUGCGGCAAAGCCUCCAACGCGUCAUCAACGGAACCAUCCAGGUGGAGGAGGAUUUGGUCUCCUGGAGCCUCACCUCUCCGAAGGGCAUGUCACCGGAGAUGCGGAAGACCAUUGGAGAGAAGGGUUAUCUUUUUCUGGAUUGGUUCGCGAUUCCACAGAUCACCGCGCGGCAGGAGGGCCUCAACGAGGCCGGAGCAGCCGGAGCUGCACCGUCCACUGCGGAGACGGAUGCUGCCAAGGCGGUGCAGAGCAUCCCUGCCUACGUGGAGGUUUGCGAUGCGUUCAUCGCUCUGGUGCCAGAAAUGAUGCAUUCUGAUACCAAGAAGUCUUGCAACUACAUCUCCUGGCUCUCCCGUGGCUGGUGCCGGGCCGAAUUGUGGUGCCACUUGCUUUCCAACAAGCCUGACACGCGGGUGAUCUUGAUUUUCUCAACGCUGGAGGCGGAAUACAUGUCAGCGCUCAACUGGCAGCAGAACACCAUCGCGGAGGGCGACUUUACCGUGGAGAAGGACCGAGCUGUCGUGGUGAAGCUGGGUGAGGUCGCCGUGGAGAGCAAGAUCGAACAUCUGUCACGGGAAGGGCCUUUGUCGCAUUGCCGCUUUUACUUGGCACAUCGGCCCAAGCUCUUGGGACAGGAGAGAAUCCAAUUUGAGCUCAAUGGUUUCCUGUCGCACUUCCGCUUUCACAGCCUCAAGGACGCGCUGUCCGUACGAGAGGGGAUGACGCCCUUGCUCUGUGCGGUCUUUGCCGGGGAUGCCGCCAUCAUCCAGCUGCUGGCAGAGCAUCGCGCGGACGUGAAUGCCCGGCUGCAUGGGCUUUAUGACCUGGGCUACUUCGAAGGGCAGACGCCCCUCAUGGUCGCGGCCAAGUCCUACCAGCGGCCAGAGAUUUUAUCCACGCUUCUGGAGUGCUCGGCCGACGCACAACUCCUCUCGGGAGCUGGGAUCAAUGCGCCGUAUUUGGUGCGAACGCCGGAGCAAGUGGAGGUGCUGUUGCGCUUCCGCGCUGACCUUCACUCUCCAUGCAGCAAUGGCCUCACCCCGUUGACGGGUGCCGCCUCGUUGGCCAACCCGCAGACCGUGCAGGCCCUGUUGGCCGCGCGCUGCGACCCCAAUCCGCCCAGCACGGGCAUGGGCCACGGUCCGAUCUUCGGCGCGGCGCUCUUCUCCAUCGGCAACGCCCACUCGGUGGAGAUCACGCACUUGCUGGUGCAGCAUCGCGCCGACAUCAAUGCCCCAGCUCAGCCGCAAGGACUCUUGGCGUUAUGCUUCAAAGGCGUUCAGGCCUAUGUGAGCUUGCUGCGUCCGGAGGGCGUCUCGAAGCGGGUGAAGUGCCUGGCCAACAUCUCGGGCACCAGCGCGUUGGGCUGCGCCGCCAUGCUGGGCAACGAGACCUUGACCAAAGCCCUGCUGGAGCUUGGAGCGGAGAAUGGCAUCCCCAACGACCAGGGGGAUCUCCCAGAAGAUUUGGCUCGUUGCAACGGACACCUCCACCUGCUUCCCAUCUUGGCCACCUUCGCGACCUGA
Molecule: messenger RNA, 3627 nt
Organism: Durusdinium trenchii
Lineage: Eukaryota; Dinophyceae; Suessiales; Symbiodiniaceae
Source: the annotation of a GenBank genome assembly